This is a messenger RNA of Lasiodiplodia theobromae, 957 nucleotides long. RefSeq names its product Arp2 3 complex subunit protein. Gene Ontology annotation, biological process: actin filament polymerization; Arp2/3 complex-mediated actin nucleation. Gene Ontology annotation, cellular component: Arp2/3 protein complex; actin cytoskeleton. Bases 1 to 957 code for a protein of 318 amino acids. Gene Ontology annotation, molecular function: structural constituent of cytoskeleton; actin filament binding. The record is from RefSeq and is a predicted model, not a curated record. The transcript has 6 exons. Lineage: Eukaryota; Fungi; Ascomycota; Dothideomycetes; Botryosphaeriales; Botryosphaeriaceae.
AUGUUGCUCCUCGACUACCAGAAUGUUCUCAUCGAGUCGCUGCUCAAUGACCGCUUCUCCGGCCAAGCCCCCGUCUCCAUCGACCAGAUCGUCUCCGACUUCGACGGCGUGACGUUCCACAUCUCCACCCCCGAGGCCAAGACCAAGAUUGUCAUCUCCAUCGCCGUCCGCUGCUUCCAGGAGCUGGUCAAGUACGGAGCACAGGAGGUGCUGGAGCGCGAGUACGGCCCGUACAUUGUCGCCCCGGAGUCUGGCUACGACUUCUCCAUCCAGGUUGACCUCGAGGACCUGCCCGCCGAGCAAGAGGCCCGCGAUGACCUGGUCCGCCGCAUUUCGCUGCUGAAGCGCAAUGCCAUGGCCGCUCCCUUCGAGCAGGCCUUCGACGAGUUUGCCGCCCUGCAGGAGGAGGCUGCCAAGUACACCUCCGAAUCCGCCCCGCAAGGCAUCCGCGAGGGCGGCGAGGUCCGCGCUAUCCACUAUCGCGAGGAGGAGGCCAUCUACAUCAAGGCGAGCCACGACAGAGUUACCGUCAUUUUCAGCACCGUUUUCAGAGAAGAGACGGACCGCAUCUUCGGCAAGGUUUUCCUCCAGGAAUUCGUCGACGCGAGAAGGCGGGCUAUCCAGAACGCUCCCCAGGUCCUGUUCAGGAACGACCCUCCGCUUGAGCUUCAGGGCCAGCCCGAGGUCGCUCAGGUUCAGAAGGGCGAGGUUGGCUACAUCACCUUCGUCCUUUUCCCAAGGCACUUGACCCCUCAGCGUCGCUACGAGGUCAUUUCUCACAUCCAGACCUUCCGUGACUACUUCCACUACCACAUCAAGGCGUCCAAGGCCUACAUUCACUCGAGAAUGCGGAGACGCACCGCCGACUUCCUCCAGGUUCUGCGCAGAGCCAGGCCUGAGACGGAGGAGAAGGAGAGGAAGACUGCUAGCGGCCGUACCUUCAAGGUCAACUUCUAG